Messenger RNA from Effrenium voratum, 498 nucleotides. The record is from the annotation of a GenBank genome assembly. Lineage: Eukaryota; Dinophyceae; Suessiales; Symbiodiniaceae.
AUGAUGAAGGCUGCCUUAGUGGACGAGGAGGAGGAAGGCGACGAGAUCCCCGAUGCCAUCCAGGUGUUUAUGAACAAUGAGAAGAGCGGCAGUUCCAGCGUCUCAGAAAUGCUGAAGAAUGACGAGUUCCAGAAGCUCAUGGACGAGGUGCGAGAGCGCAAGGAUGAGCAGCCGGCCCUGGAGUUGGGCAAGCAGCUGAGCGAGGAGGACACAGAAUACCCGCUCAUCACUCGUUGUAACACCUUGGUGCGAGAGAUCGACGAUGAGAUGAUGAGCAUCCAUCGAUUUGUCAGAGACAUCUAUUCCAAGAAGUUCCCGGAGUUGGAGUCCAUCGUCACCAGCCCCUUGGACUACCUACAGGUGGUGCAGCGCAUUGGCAACACCAAGGGUGGCCUGAAAACAACACUCUCUGGUAUGCUGGAACAGGAUCUCACCACCAUCGACUUCUCGGACAUUUUGCCGAAUACUGCCGUCAUGGCCAUCACGGCGAGCGGCUGA